UUUCGGGUGCUUGGAUGUGUUGUUUCCAUUCACAAUCACUAUCUAAACCAACAACAUAAUAAUAAUAAUAAUAAUAAUAAUAAUAAUAAUAAUAAUAAUAAAGAAGAAAAGAAGAUGCGGUGGUGGUUGUUAUUCGGCAGAUCAAGGCGGAAAGCGGUGUCAUUUCUAUUCUUUUUAAUCGCAUCUGCCACUUUCACCGCUGUCGGAAUCCUUUUUCUUACCCUUCGUUCACUUGAUGAUCCUUUCACACUCACUCAACAACAUGUUACUACUACUUUUACUGACAAUAAUAAAACUCAAACUACAAAAGUCAAACCAUGUGCCACCGUGGAAGAGAUGGGUGAUGGAUAUCGUGGUGGAUUUAUACACCAGAGUUUACGUGUUCGAGAUUUAAUAAGACGUCAUUUUGAUAUUAAUGGUGCUGCUAAAAUUCGAAGUCUUCCACCAGAGGAGUUUUGCAGACAAAGUUUUGUGAUCGCAAAAGCAUCAGAGGCGGGUUUUGGAAACGAAAUGUACAAGAUUCUUACUGCAGCUGCAUUGAGUGUAAUGUUGAACCGGUCACUGAUAAUCGGACAAACCAGGGGAAAGUAUCCUUUUGGGGAGUAUAUAUCGUAUACGAAUUCUGCUUUCUCCCUAAACGAGGUCAAACAUCUGUGGAGACAAAACGGAUGUUUGACCACCUAUGGCCGACAUUUGGUUAUGAGAAUUGAUGAUUUUCAGAGGCCAAUGAAGACAAACGUUCUGUGUAGCGAUUGGAGGGAGUGGGAAGAUCCUAUAAUAUGGUUCCAGAACACUACAGAUGCUGUGGCAGCUCAAUUCUUUCUAAAGAAUAUUCACGUCAAGAUGAGAAAGGCUGCUUCUGACCUCUUUGGGGAGCUCCAAACUCAUCAUAGGCCGAAUGUUUUUGGGGAGUUACUGAGAAUCCUUAUAUCUCCUACAGAAAAAGUUAAGCAGGCUGUAGAUUCAGUUCUUGGUGGAAGGUCAGAACCGGAUAUUACAUUGCACAUGCGGAUGCUUAUGAACAGGUCUGUUAGGGCAUUGCAUGCAGCAUUAGAUUGUACAAAAAAAGUCUUGCAGAAUGCGCAAUUAGAUUCCAAAGCUAGGUUGGUUGUAGUUUCAGACACCCCUUCAUUGGUGGAGGACAUGAAAUCAAAUUUCGAUACAUUUGCAGAGGUCAUUCAUUUCAACUAUGAAAGCUAUCAAGGAGAAUUAUCUGGGCAAAAUGGAGUGCAUAGUUUAGAAUUUAGAACAAAAGAUUGGGGACCAGCGCCCAGAUGGGUUGCAUUUGUCGACUUCUUUCUUGCAUCACGUGCAAGACGGGCAGUUGUUUCUGGGGCCCACAGGCGUGUUGGAACGACCUACGUGCAGUUAAUUGCAGCACUGGCUGCUGCAAAUUCAGCCGAGAAAAUUGGCGGCGAUUCAGAAUUUUCCUUUUUUAGUAGCUUCCAGAGUACAUUAAUUUCAGAAGGAUUGAGUAAUCAGGUAGGGUGGGGGCAUGUUUGGAACCGAUUUGCGGGUCCAUUAAGUUGUGGAAACCAAACAAAUCAAUGUGCUUUCACACCAUUACUACCUCACGCUUGGUGGGAUGGUAUGUGGCAAUCACCUACCCUGAGGGACAUCCACAGGAUGGAAGCUUACGGUAUUCGGUUAUCAGGGUUAGGUACAAUAGAUGAGGAUCAACUUCUUUCUUUUUGUACCUCAAGGAAAGAAGUUGGAAAAUUCAUCACACUAAUAUAAAUAGUUUCGCGAGUGAGUAAAAACAAGAGAUGCGAUGUAUUCAAUUUUGAAGCACAACAUAAAUGUUUAAUUCUUAAUAUCUCUACUAUCAAUUAUUAUGAUGUUUAUCUGUACUUGAAGUAACUAACAAGAAAUAAAUUUCAAACUUGACUUGA
Erigeron canadensis is the source of this 1892-nucleotide messenger RNA. RefSeq lists its product as uncharacterized. The coding region runs from base 115 to 1737 and encodes 540 amino acids. The transcript is spliced from 7 exons. Lineage: Eukaryota; Viridiplantae; Streptophyta; Magnoliopsida; Asterales; Asteraceae. The record is from RefSeq and is a predicted model, not a curated record.